Messenger RNA from Fopius arisanus, 1463 nucleotides. It is a transcript of the gene Ldh, whose product is annotated as Lactate dehydrogenase. Gene Ontology annotation, cellular component: cytoplasm. Bases 157 to 1155 code for a protein of 332 amino acids. Lineage: Eukaryota; Metazoa; Arthropoda; Insecta; Hymenoptera; Braconidae. Gene Ontology annotation, biological process: pyruvate metabolic process; lactate metabolic process. Gene Ontology annotation, molecular function: L-lactate dehydrogenase (NAD+) activity. The transcript has 5 exons. The record is from RefSeq and is a predicted model, not a curated record.
CAUAAAAGGGAAGGCAAGGUCACCUUCAAUGACAGAAACUCUCGAACUCGUGAACGUGUCAGUUCAUUCAUCCCAUCGGCAUCUCCUAGACGCUAAUCUUGGCAGGGUUGAUAACUCGGGCUUUCUUGCAAAAAGUUGUAGCUGAUACAAGAUAAAAUGAGUACAUUAAAAGAGAAAUUAUUGAGUGUUGUGGCAGAGCCGAUAACAACAGGAAAGAACAAAAUUACAGUCGUUGGAGUUGGGCAGGUUGGAAUGGCCUGUGCCUUCAGCAUUUUGACAAAUAAUGUUUCCAAUGAAGUCGUCCUCAUUGAUGUCAUGGCGGAUAAGUUGAAGGGUGAAAUGAUGGAUCUCCAGCAUGGCAGCUCCUUUUUGAAUAACGCACGUAUCAAUGCUAGCACUGAUUAUGCAGCUACAGCAAAUUCCAGUUUAUGUGUGAUAACAGCUGGUGCACGACAGCGCGAGGGUGAGACCCGCCUUGAUCUGGUGCAAAGAAAUACAGACAUUUUCAAGGGAAUAAUUCCACAAUUGGUCAAGUUCAGUCCCAAUGCUAUUCUUCUGGUUGUAUCGAAUCCUGUCGACAUCUUGACAUACGUGGCGUGGAAAUUGUCUGGAUUUCCUAAAAAUCGAGUCAUCGGAAGUGGAACGAAUCUCGAUUCUGCAAGAUUUAGAUUUUUGCUGUCCCAAAAAUUGAAUGUGGCACCCACUUCCUGUCACGGAUGGAUCAUCGGAGAGCAUGGAGACACCAGUGUUCCUGUCUGGUCUGGAGUUAAUGUUGCCGGUGUUCGCCUGCGAGAUCUGGAUGAGAAUGUGGGGACUGAGAAAGACUCUGAGAAUUUUGGGGACAUCCACAAGCAAGUGGUACAGAGUGCCUACAAAGUUAUUCAGUUGAAAGGCUACACUUCGUGGGCUAUUGGCCUCAGUAUUUCUAAUCUUGCAUCGGCUAUACUCAGAAAUUCUGGACAGGUUCAUGCUGUGUCCACAAUGUGCAAUGGUCUUCAUGGCAUAUCGGAAGAAGUUUUUCUCUCAGUUCCGUGUGUUCUUGGCGAAAGUGGUGUAACAUGCAUUGUUCAACAGAAACUCACUCAAAAAGAACAAGAUCUCCUGAAAAAAUCAGCCGUUGCGAUGCACGACGUCCAAACAGGACUCAAAUUUUGAUUUUAAAUAAUUUAUCAUUCUUGUGUGUUAGAAAAAAUAUGUUUGUGGCCUGGUGCUUCUGCAUUUCAAUUUUCCGGUGAGGAUAUUCACCAUAUCAGUAUUUUCAACGAUUUGUAUUUUGAAAAUAAUGAAUAUAUUUAUGUGUGCAUUUUCUUUCUACUUUGUCGAAGUAUUUCAUUUGAAAUGAAUAUAUGUGUUUUAUAAGUAUAAAAGUGCACAGGCGACUGAAAUAAUGAAAAUUAUCUCAUGUACCCGAUGCCAUGUGCACCAAAUACUUAUUCGUGAAUAUUAAAUCUAUUUAUUGUAAA